This is a messenger RNA of Callorhinchus milii (elephant shark), 5208 nucleotides long. RefSeq names its product DEP domain containing 5, GATOR1 subcomplex subunit (gene depdc5). Gene Ontology annotation, molecular function: GTPase activator activity. Gene Ontology annotation, cellular component: GATOR1 complex; lysosomal membrane. The record is from RefSeq and is a predicted model, not a curated record. NCBI's taxonomy places the organism in Eukaryota, Metazoa, Chordata, Chondrichthyes, Chimaeriformes, Callorhinchidae. Gene Ontology annotation, biological process: negative regulation of TORC1 signaling; cellular response to amino acid starvation; intracellular signal transduction.
ACUAUGAGCUGAUGGUGAACCCAAAAGUCUUCCCUCAGGUGAAGCUGGGUGACAUUGUGGAGAUAGCGUCACUCAUUGAUGAGUACAGUCCACUCCUUAUGCAGGUCAAGUCUUUAAAAGAAGAUCUACAGAAAGAAACCAUCAGUGUUGACCAGACGGUCGCGCAGGUGUUCAGGCUCCGAGCUUACCAGGAUGUCUAUGUGAACGUAGUUGAUCCCAAGGAAGUUUCCCUCGAUCUGGUGGAGCUAACUUUUAAAGACCAGUACAUUGGGCGCAGUGACAUGUGGAGGCUAAAGAAGAACCUGGUUAAUACAUGCACUUAUAUUACACAGAAGGUAGAGUUUGCUGGAAUAAGAGCACAAGCGAGUGAACUUUGGGUCAAAGGUGAAAAAGUUACCUGUGGUUACAUAAGUGAGGAUACCAGGGUGGUCUUCCGAUCGACCUCAGCCAUGGUCUAUAUUUUCAUCCAAAUGAGCUGUGAGAUGUGGGAUUUUGACAUCUAUGGUGAUCUGUACUUCGAGAAGGCAGUAAAUGGGUUUCUUUCAGAUCUCUUUGCAAAAUGGAAGGAUAAAAACUGCAGCCACGAAGUGACGGUGGUUCUCUUUUCCAGAACAUUUUACGACUCCAAGUCACUGGAUGAGUUUCCUGAGAAUUACAGAUCCUCCCUAAGGUCAGACCUCGAGGGAAGAUUCUAUGAAGACUUUUAUAAAGUUGUCGCCCAAAAUGAAAGACGAGAAGAAUGGACGUCUCUACUAAUAACCAUUAAAAAGCUCUUCAUUCAGUAUCCAGUGUUGGUGCGAUUGCAGGAAGCAGAUGGAUUUCCACAUGGACAGAAUUCUACAGCGGCCCAAGGAAACUAUUUGGAGGCCAUUAACCUGUCCUUCAAUGUGUUUGACAAGCAUUACAUAAACAGAAACUUUGACCGUACGGGACAGAUGUCUGUGGUCAUCACUCCUGGUGUAGGCGUGUUUGAAGUUGACCGAUUGCUGAUGAUUCUCACCAAACAGAGGAUGAUCGAUAACGGUAUUGGCGUUGAUCUAGUGUGUAUGGGUGAGCAGCCCCUGCAUGCUGUCCCGUUGUUUAAGCUUCACAAUCGAAAUAUCCCUGGAGAUUCCCGCCUGGGUGAUGAUUACAACAUUCCUCAUUGGAUAAAUCACAGCUUCUACACGUCCAAGAGUCAGUUGUACUACAAUAGUUUCACUCCUCGUAUUAAACUUGCAGGAAGAAAGGCACCGGGAGAGAAAAGCAGGAACAACAAAGAUAGCACGGUAAGUGCCAAUAGUCCCAAAGAGUCAGAGAACAGCCUCCCUAUCCAGGUGGACUAUGACGCCUACGAUGCUCAGGUGUUUCGGUUGCCUGGACCCUCUCGUGCCCAACGGCCUACCUCUUUCAGAACUAUUCGAGAAAGCCACACGAGGAAGAGUUCCAGCUCCUACGACGCCUCGAGCAGCCCCCCCCACCACAGCAGGACCCUGCCCUUGGAGGAGGUCCGCAGUCAGGCGUCUGACGACAGCUCUCUGGGAAAGAUCUCAAACAUUCUCCUGAUACCGAGGCCUCAUCUUCACCAGUAUGAAGUCAGCAGCUCUCUGGGGUACACGAGUACACGUGAUAUCCUGGAGAGGAUGAUGGAUUCUCGGCAGAGGGACUCCAGUGCCCCCGGGCGCUUCCACGUGGGCAGCGCUGAGUCCAUGCUCCACAUUCGCCCGGGCGGCUACACCCCACAGCGGGCACUCAUCAACCCAUUUGCCCCCUCCCGGAUGCCGAUGAAACUGACAUCGAACCGCAGGAGGUGGAUGCACACCUUCCCAGUGGGUCCGUCUGGAGAAGCUAUUCAGAUCCAUCACCAGACCAGACAACAUAUGGCGGAGCUACAGGGCAGCAGCACGAGGGAUCCCACACAGUCUUCAGCAGAGCUGCUGGAGCUGGCUUACCAUGAAGCGACUGGCAGGCGGAAUGCAAUGAAGCAAGCAGCGGAGGCUUUAUCUUUCCUGGGGUGUGCAGGGAUGGAUGAGUUUGCCACCAGCCCAGCCAGCAGUCACAGUGCAGGGACUCCUCAAGUGUCAUCUUAUGAGGAUCCUUCGACCAGCCCUGACCCAAUUCUGAUGCUGUCUGCUCCCCCUGUAGUGCCCAGUUUCUGUUGCACAGUGGGUGUCGAUUGGAAAUCUCUCACCACACCUGCCUGUUUGCCACUCACCACGGACUACUUCCCAGACCGGCAGAGUUUGCAGAAUGACUACACAGAGGGCUGUUACGAUCUCCUCCCAGAGACUGAUAUCGACAGGAGAGAUGAAGAUGGGCCACUGAUGACAGCUCAGCAAGUGUUCGAGGAGUUCAUUUGUCAGCGCCUCAUGCAGGGCUAUCAGAUUAUUGUUCAGCCCAAGAAUAAACUGUCGACUGCAGUUGCCUCGGCUCCCCUGAGCAGCAGCCCCCUCUACACACGUGGUCUGGUGUCCAGGAACAAGCUGGAGGAGGAGAUCCAAUACUGGUUGAGUAUGGGGCGCACUUUCCAUAAGGUCUGCCUGAAGGACAAGAUAAUAACAGUCACCCGUUACCUGCCUAAGUACCCCUACGAAUCUGCUCUGAUCCAGUACAGCUACAGCCUCUGCCCACCGCACAUCAGCACGGAGUUUGUGUCGUGCUGGGUGGAGUUCUCCCACGAGCGUCUGGAGGAGUACAAGUGGAAUUACCUGGAUCAGUACAUCUGCUCGGCAGGCUCCGAGGACUUCAGUUUGAUAGAAUCUCUGAAGUUCUGGAGGACCAGGUUCCUGCUCCUGCCGGCCUGCGUAACGGCUACAAAACGAAUCAUGGAGGGGGAGACGCACUGCGACAUCUACGGGGAGAAGCUGCGCUCGGACGAGGAGGAGUGGCAGCUGCUGGACGGCUUUGUGCGCUUUGUCGAGGGUUUGAAUCGGAUCCGGAGACGGCAUCGCUCGGAUAGGAUAAUCCGGAAAGGGGCCCCUAUCAAAGGUCUGCAGGCGACCGGGCCUCUCUCAGGCUAUCCCCCGGAACCGGGACCACCGCUCGGAAAGAAGGGAACCUCAGCUCUGUCGGCAUUGCUGGAGAUGGAAGCCAAUCAGAAGAGCUUUGAGGAGCAGCAGGCAGCUGUGCUUUCUGGGAAGAGUGCUGGCCCCCUGUCUGACGGCAUGUCUGGGGGCAAUGUUACCAUCACACCUACCUACGUGGACAGCCCGAGGAAGGUUCAGGGAGACUCAUCAAGUGCUGAUCAUUCAGAGAGCGGCUCAGCCACAGCCAGCUCAGCUUCAACAGGGGAUCGAACCAGCGCCACAGGAGGGGCUCAAGCUUCUGCUGCUGUCCCUGGGCAGGGUACAGGAGACCAGGGUUCUGCAUCGGGCACAUCGGAGGGCAGCAGUCACCUGGCGUCCGGGAUCGCCAACUCCCUGACCUCCUCGUCAUCACUGGCAGAAAUAGUGGAAACGAUGAAGCAUCCCACGACUGGGAUUCAGUUGCUGCCGGAGCAAAGGGGCCUCCAUCCCAACUGCUUCAUCAGCGCAGAGGUGGUUCACUGGCUGAUUAACAAUGUUGAAGGUGUGCAGACUCAGCCGAUGGCCAUCGACAUCAUGCAGAAAAUGCUGGAUGAGCAGCUGAUCGUCCACGCGUUUGGGGAAUCGAUGCGCACGUUUGUGUACGGCUUCUACUUGUACAGGAUUGUCACCGAUCGAGAUGGAGAGAAAGGAAAUGUGCAGUCGUCAACCAUAUGGUACACGUCCACAAUGGACGACUUGGCGGCGUUCCAGCGUAAAUGGUUUGAAGUGGCCUUCGUCACUGAAGAGCGGCUACACAGCGACAUUCCUGCCUUCCUCUUACCUUGGCUGCCCAGUAGGCCAGCCUCCUAUGCAAGUAGGCACAGUUCCUUUAGCCGCAGUUUUGGAGGACGAAGCCAAGCCGCUGCUUUACUAGCGGCAACGGUCCCCGAGCAGAAAACGGUGACUCUGGAUGUGGAUGUAAAUAAUCGCUCUGACCGGCUGGAAUGGUGCAGUUGCUAUUAUCACGGGAACUACUCAUUAAACUCUGCAUUUGAAAUCAAACUGCACUGGAUGGCGGUCACUUCAGCCGUCCUCUUUGAGAUGGUGCAGGGCUGGCACAGGAAAGCCACUUCUUGUGGGUUUCUCCUGAUACCUGUCCUUGAAGGUCCAUUUGCACUCCCAAGUUACCUGUACGGAGACCCUCUACGAGCUCAGCUUUUCAUCCCACUGAAUAUUAGCUGCUUAGUGAAGGAAGGCAGUGAACAUCUCUUUGAUGGGUUUGAGCCGGAGACGUACUGGGAUCGGAUGCAGCUUUUACAGGAAGCCAUAAUUGCCAGGUGCAGUACUCCCAAGAUGGUUGGAGGGCACGGAAAGAGGUUUGGGUUUAUCCAAGACAAAUACUCCGCCUCAGCCUUUAAUUUCCCAGCGGAGAAUAAGCCGCAAUAUAUCCAUGUCACAGGCACUGUGUUCCUUCAGUUGCCGUAUUCCAAACGCAAACUGACGUCUGGGCAGCAGCGACGACGCAGGAACUCCACCAGCUCCAGCAACCAGAGCAUGUUCGGGGAGGAGAAGAUUGGCCUCAACUGGGCCUACAACACCAUGCUGACCAAAACCUGGCGAUCGAGCGCUACCGGGGACGAAAAACUCACCGAUCGUCUACUUAAAGACUUGACGGACUUUUGCGCCAACAGAGACAAUCGUCUGGUGACUUUCUGGGAGAGCUGCCUGGAGAGGAUGCAUUCCAGCGCCCCCUGAUACAACGGACAUAACAGUGGAAAGGAAAGGAAAGGAAAGGGCGGUCAUGCCAGCAAAGCUCGUCGUCUCACUGCGAAAUGCCAUGCAUCUAACCUUAGCCAUCCACGGUCUGCCCGCUGCCCACUAUGGCCAUGGUCUUAGAUGGCAAUCCUGCGCGGCAACAGUCUGUGUGAAACAGCUUACGUAUUAACUCACUGACAACUGAUAUCCUGCCCUGUCGUGCUUUACCAAAUAAUUAGUUAUGCUAACAAUUCAAUUAUUUAUAUUUUCUCAAUUUCAGUAAAUUGGUGUGGAAUUGUACAGAUCAGCAGAGUAACCACUUGCUGGUGUUCUGCUUGUUAAACAUCUUAAACAUUGCAGCCUUACAAAGCCUCUGUUUACCUCCUUUUGUGUUGAAAUUUCCCCAAUUCUGUGAAUACAGGGCAAAACAUUGGGCAAGUUUCCUUACUCCACGCGCCUCUGUUUACGA